Zingiber officinale is the source of this 1021-nucleotide messenger RNA. Its product is annotated as phosphatidylinositol N-acetylglucosaminyltransferase subunit P-like. Lineage: Eukaryota; Viridiplantae; Streptophyta; Magnoliopsida; Zingiberales; Zingiberaceae. The coding region runs from base 56 to 571 and encodes 171 amino acids. The record is from RefSeq and is a predicted model, not a curated record. The transcript is spliced from 5 exons.
ACAGAAAAGGAAAGAAAAAGGAAAAGAAAGGGGAAAAGGAAAAAAACAGGAAGAGAUGGAGUCGCCACCGUCGUCUCCGACGUCGCUGGUGGUUAAUAGUCCUCGGAGGACACUGAGCCUCCUGAGAGAAAGGAGGCACAAGCAUCCUGCUAUAGAUCCAGACGAGAAGCCCGCUGUAUCAUUCGCUGCGGGGUUCGCCGAGGAGCACGGGCUGAAGCCCUCGGAGGUCUACGGCUUCGUCGGAUCCAUCACCACUGUCCUUGCCGCUGUAAUCUUCGUAGUUUGGGCGUACACUCCUGAACCGUGGUUGCAUUAUUUGGGAAUAACGUACUAUCCGAGUAAGUAUUGGGCAAUUGCAAUUCCAUCGUUUAUAAUGGUAACAGUGGUUUUGGCAAUGGUAUUUUACUUGGGAUUGAACUUCAUGGUGACACCUUCUCCAACUUCAUUUAAUGUAUUGUUUGAUGAACAUAGCCGAGAGCGCCCUUCAGUAUCAUUUUUAGGAGAGGAACAACCUAUAGAGCCCAUCUAUGAUAUUCCAGUUGACCAGAUUAACAAUCUUAUAUUUGGAUGACAACAGAACAAGUCAUUGAGCCAAGAAGGAACUAUGGAAGUUUAUCAAUAUAUAUUUUAUAACAGAACAGUCUUUUACCCUGAGGAUGUGAUAUAUGAUCUGAGGUAUGCUUAGAUUCCUGAUCAUUCAUAGAAAGCCAUUAUAUGUAAUAUAUAUAUGUCAUUCUUUGAUCGAGUUAGGCCUACUGAGAGAUGAAUUUUGGUGGCCAUAGACAAGUAUGCACAGCCUUUGCAGCCUAAAAAUUGAUUCUUUCUUCUCCUCACUCUACUCCUGAGCUUGAAAUACAUUUUCCCUCAGGGAGUUUUAGUUUCCUUUUAUCAAGGAUUGAAGAUGGCAAAUGCUCACAUGUUUCUAUGGCAUAUAGGAAUGAUCUUUGCGAUUAAUGGAGCAGUAUUGUAAGCUUGUGAUUUUCUCUCGUAAAUGUUUAUCAAUGAGAUUUUCACAAAAUAA